UGCCAAACAAUCUGCCUCGAAAACCUUUUAGCAAGUUUCUUCCUCAAUCUCGUCAUGUCAGAUUCAGAAAGGACUAAUUUCACUAAGAGAUGAGACCAACGCUUUCCAAGAGUGGUUGUUCACUUCCUCCAAGAAUGCUCAAUGAUGGUUCAAAGGUUCAGCAAAGAUAAUUUGCAACAGGUCUUAGAACAUGAAGGACAAGAGUCUGGGCUGAACCCUGAUAGUGAAAUUGCGCCCAAAGGCUAGUGCUUCUGAAGAUGGUGGUGGGCAGGAAGAGGAGACAGCCUCUUCAAAGGAAUGUGGGAGAGAUUCUCCAGUUCAUAAGGAAGGUGCAGGAGUGGCAGUAGGAAUAAUAAAGUUAGGAGCGGUACCCUGCCAGGAUCAUUUUUCACAGAGGCGUGCCAGAGACAUGCAGCUCUGGCAUCUUUCCUGCCUUCUGACUUGGACUUCACCUCUCCCGGUGGCCUACAAGCAGCUGCGUCAGCAACUCGCAGCUCCAGUUCCAGCUCCACCCCACACGGCGCAGAAUCCAGGAGAACUGCGUGAUCCCAGCCUGCCUGCACUCCUCUCGCUGCUUUGGUUGAGAGGUACAACAAUGGAUCUUGUCCUGGCUUAUGCAGAUCGCUCUGUUUUGACGCCAUAUGUUUAUCCAGCCACAUGGCCAGAAGAUGACCCUUUCCGACAGAUUAUUAGUCUGUUUGUCGUAACAAACCUAGGUGCCCUUGUUAUUUACUUUCUGGUUGGUAGCUUUAGCUACUACUUCAUUUUUGAUCACUCACUGAAGGAACACCCCCAGUUUUUAGAGAAUCAAGUGCAGCGCGAGAUAAAGCACACCCUCAAGUCACUGCCAUGGAUUAGCAUCCCCACGGUUGCCAUCUUCUUUGCCGAAGUCAGAGGGUACAGCAAGCUGUAUGAUCACGUUGGCGACUCUCCCUAUGGUUGGCUGGGUGUCAUUGGCAGCAUGUUCUCUUUUCUCUUCUUCACUGACAUGUGCAUUUACUGGAUCCAUCGGUUUCUUCACCAUAAACUUCUGUAUAAGCGUUUCCACAAGCCCCACCACUUAUGGAAGGUCCCAACGCCGUUUGCAAGCCACGCUUUCCAUCCGGUGGACGGGUUCCUUCAAGGCACCCCGUAUCACAUCUAUCCUUUCUUUUUUCCUCUGCACAAGGUGACCUACCUGGCCCUGUAUAUCUUUGUUAACAUCUGGACCAUCUCCAUUCACGAUGGGGAUUACCGUGUUCCUGAUAUAUUGAAGCAGAUUAUCAACGGGGCUGCCCAUCACACUGACCACCACUUGUACUUUGACUACAACUAUGGCCAGUAUUUCACGCUCUGGGAUCGAAUCGGGGGCUCCUACAAACACCCGUCCUCGUUUGAAGGGAAAGGGCCCCACAGCUGCUUGAAAAAGCGGAAGGAAAGCGAAUUGAGCAGUUCGAGAAAUGGCCACACAGCUGAGGAAGGACUAGGCGGCGAUUCAAAAAACAAAUAAGCCCCUCCUUGUGCAAGACUAAAAAGUUCCACAUGCAUUCAGAGCUGUAUAGAAAUAGAAUUAUUCUUUGCAUAUAACAGCAUGUGCAUUCAGGCACUAAAGACAUCCAUGAGGAACCUUCAUAAUGGAAUUAAAUAAUGCAGAAUCCAAAAGUUCUGUUUUGAGGACUGGGCUUGUGAUUAAUGGUGGCAUGUUAAUUAGGGAGGGCUCUUGUCUCUUCUUGCAUGAUAUGUAGGAACUGAAACGUGGCAUGCCACUGGCAUGAGAUAAAACCCUUUGCUGCUUCUUCUGAAGCUAACCCUGGAACUCUUUUCUGCACUUACCAGUCGUUGGCCCGUAAUUCUAGCAAGAUGCCUCAAGUCAGUGUUGUGCAACUAACUGGUUUUGCCAUUGCAUUUUACAAGGAAGAAGAGGGACUUUGAUUUUUGGAGGGGGCCGGGUUCCUUUCUUUAUAUGGAUGAAUAUUAGACAAACAAUGAGACAAGUAUUUCUAGUGGAUGCUGCACUCAUUUUUGGAAGGGACCUGUCUGUUGAGGCAGUGAGAGGCAAGGAAUAGUUUCAUGUGGCCCAAAAGUCAUUCAAAUGUUCUGGGCUUUCUUGAUGAUGAAGUGUUGCAACAACAUGGCAGUUUGCUUAGCUUGUGUUGCUGUUGUAGAAUAGAUGCUUGCUGGGUAUUUUAAUAUCCCUUGGCCGAAAGCAUUGCAAUGGAAGUGCAGAAAUAAAGCAUAGGAGCGCUGAUGUACUUUUAGGAUUCCUCUAAUAUCCAUUCAGAAAUACUAUAGUCUGCAUCUUGAAGGGUGUCAUGGGCAUGGGAACCUGGCCUUUCCAGGGAAGGUAAGAUGUACGGUUCAGGUGAAUAGCUAUGCAGAAUAAUCGGAGUAGUGGCCGGUGGCUUAAGAAUGGAGGGACGGGGCUUUCUGAACCCAAAACACCCUUUUGUGGAGUGAAAAGAAGCUUGGGAUGAAUCUGUUUGUGGCACUAAUGGCUGUUUUGUGCACUCGGCUCCUUUGCAGAGCGCCAGGAACUGCUUUUUAUGCAUACUGUUGCCCUGGUCACAGGAGUCCGUAAUAUCAUGGUGGGUUUUCACAUACGAAAACCUACUUGUUGAUUGAGCCGAGUUGAUUUGUCUUCUCAUCAUAUUUCAUUCUGGAGUCUAAACACCCAAAAAGCUAAUUUAAACAGCCAAGCAGUCGCCAUGCUGCAUGUCCCUGCUUUGAUGGAGGCAAAUGCAUAAAAUUCUGGCGAUAAUACAAAAAGGAGUUUUGUUUGAUCAAUACGUUUUCCGAAAUAUUUAGUUUUUUCUCUUGAAGUAGGCAAGUUGUGUCUCUUUUUAAAAAGGGGUGGGGAGAUGAAAAUAUGACUGCUAUUAAUGUUGUGUAGACCUACAAAAUAAGUCAUUGAAAAGAAGAAUGUUUAUCUGGUGAAGGUAGAAUAUAUUGUUGCUGUCGACGGUGCUCUUGAAUGCUUGUCUUGUGCAGGUUAAUUCUAUCUAGAAGUGUUGUCCUUUUUCAUUUGUGUGGGUCCCUCUUUCUACAGGGCUUUUCUGUAAUAUCCAACUCCAAAGCUGUGCAUUUUAUUCCAUGACCAGAUUGAAAAAAGUGAGCAAAAUAUACACAGUCAUAUAAAAGCAAGGCAAAUAAUUAUUCAGAAACAUAGUGUAUCACCCACACUGAGCAAAUCAGAAGCUUGUUAUUUGAAGCUUCUCUUCAAUUCAGCUUCAAGAAAAAAUGUAGCAACUUGUCCAGUAGCUGGAGAGACUGGUUGGCUAAAUAGUAAGCUAGAGCAAACAAAUUAGAGGCUAAAAGCCACACGCGUUAUCUGCUCAUACUCACAAAACAUUUAUCCUUGUCUCCAAAUCCCCUGAGCUUCAAGGACAAUAAGGAUCACACUGAAUCUCCUCUCUAUCAUGGCAACUGUGGGAAUGGGCCAGUAAGAAUGUAACCUAAGGGCUUUAAACCAAAACAGUAUUUAGCUAGUUAGCUUGUUUACUUCCAAUUGGAAACUUAAUUCCCAAAGCAGAAUAUAGCUGCCAAUGUUCUCUGAUUUUUGCCAUUCCACAUUGUGCAAUCUUAAAAGAACUUUUCCUUGCCCAAAGAAUAGAGCUCAAAUGGAAAAAUACCAAAUUACUUUGCAGUUUAUAACCUUCAACCAGCUGUUUAAGAGUCUUACCAGAACAGUAGCAAAACUGCUGUUGGUUAAAACAAAUUUUAAUCUCUAUAUUUAGAGUAGAUGCCUGCUAUGUUAUGGCAUUGAAUCUAAUUUUUGGAUUAACUACACACCAAGGGGCCCUAAGAAUUGUUUUCAGAACACUUUUCAACUUCAUUGCUUGUGUUGUGUACCCAAACAGCUAACCUGUGUGUGAGUUGAGUUAUAAGAUCUUAGUAUGAAAUACCUGUAAAACCACAUUAUUAGCCACUUUUUCAUAAUAGAAUAGUAGAAAAGCUGGUGGGAUAUUACGUGCCAACAAGUGUGCAGAACACCAUUACAGGUCAUUUAAACUAGGAUGAAAAUGAAUACCAAGGUAUUUAUAGUACAUUUUUGGUAUUAUGAAUGGAUUCCCAGUGUGAAUUCAGCUAUACAAUUCUCUUCUGUUUUGAAAAGACUUAAAAACUUGCUUUUGGGAUAAUUUAUAGCCAAAUUAAGUGGGCAGAGAUCUUCAGCACCAAGAUUUAAGAAAGAUGCAGAAAAAUUAGAAAGGGUCUGGAGGAGGGCAACGAAAAUGAUUCAUGGUUUGGAAACACUACCCUGUGAGGAGAGACUGAGAGAACUGGGCAUGUUCAGCCUUGAGAAGAGAAGACUGACAAGGACAAGGUAUCUCUCUAUAAGUACCUCAAAGGCUGGCACAAAGCGGAAGAACAGGAUCUCAACUUGCUGAUACCAGGGUGUAGGACACCGAAUGAUCAACUCAAGUUGCAGAAACGAGCAUUCAGGCGAGAUAACAGGAAAAGUUUUUCCACUGUCAACAAUAUGACAGAGUCAUGGGUUCUCUCACACUGGAAACAUCCAAAAGAAACUUGCCAGCCCUCUGAGCGGGAUGGUGUGACUUGGUGUCCUGCAACAGCAGGAGGUUGGACCCAAUGGCCUUCUUGGCCCCUUGCAACUCUGCUAUUCCACGCUUCUGUCAUUUGACAAUAAGAUGGAGUCAUCCGCAUUCAGCAACAAUGCUGUCCAUGUGCCCGCUAGGUUGGGGGCAUCAGAGUCAAUGGCAUUUAAUCUGGGAAGUGGAUCAUUCAAAAAUAAAUGAAGGCGGUAUUAAUACUUGGCCUCAUUUCCUAUAUCGAGCAGAGUAGAAUAUUUUGGAUUCUGUGAUCAGCAGCAGCUCCAGCCCCAAAGAUGGGGAUCCGGACUUCAGCGACCUUCCUUCUGCCACACGGCCAGCACAAAGAACCGUACGGGCUGCUUCUCCCAGGCUAGAGUGCUGACCUUAGGCCAUUGAGAGGACUGUGUUCCCUGCUCUGCACUGGAAGCUCGAAAGCCUCUGCAGUGCAAUCAGUAGGACUUCCAGCAUCGCUUGGGCCCCAUCUGGGGGCCACUGUCUCUAAUUUGAUGCUAAAGAUCUUCAUUUAAUCAGUUGCAUUUUAUAAUUUCUUGUGAUGCUACAUAGAAACAGAGCAAGUCAGAAGGGGCUUCCUGGGGGCCAUCUAGUCUGACCCCCGACUGCACUCAUGCCAUGCCAUGUGCAUGUCCAUGUUGAGGGUAUGUGUAAUCUCUCCGGAGAUGGGCCAUUUUGUCUCGCCAAACCUGCUAGCCCUUUUACAUGAAACCGAGCAGUCUUCUUCGGCUGAAGAGGAGCAGCAGUUUCAUACGUAUCUACUCCAUUUAUCUUCCGCCCUCAGCCAUGCAAGGCUUUAUGAAUGCUGGGAGAGCAAAAGAAACUCUGCAAAAAGCUGAACCUUUUUUUAAAUGUUGAAAGCCCAGCCUUCAUUUAAUUUAUGCUGUUCACAGAAUCAUGAAUAAUUCUGUCUCGCUGACAGAUCUGCCACUUAAAGUACUCGCGUGCAUCUCUCAACCUGAGACUGCAAUCACAGAGGGGCGGUUAAGACUCAGGGGAGGAAUUCUUGAAAGUCGGGGACUGGAAAAGGCUGAGCUGAACACCACUGGGUAUUCUUUGAAGAUGUUUGCUGUUGCCAGGGAGCGACUGUCUGUGACUUGAAGCGAGCGCGACAGAAUCUCCAGGAGGAAGGCAAGGAGCAAACGGCGGCUUGUGCUAGAGGAACAAGUUUUCCAAAAGGAUCCCGCACCGCCCCAAAUAAUGUUGGCUUGGGUUUCUGUCAAAUGUUCUGCUUGUUAUGUUCAAGCCCUGGAACAUAUAAGAAUGCCAGAAGUUUUUGCACAGUGUUUGUAAAUGUGAAAACCUGGAUGUGGUUCCAAGUGUCUGUUGAGUGAGAUCUUUGAUUCAUUUGCCAGUCAUUCAUAAUGGCUCCUUGCGGUAAACAAUAAAGGAAACUUUCAGAUGAA
Varanus komodoensis (Komodo dragon) is the source of this 5947-nucleotide messenger RNA. RefSeq names its product sterol-C5-desaturase (gene SC5D). The record is from RefSeq and is a predicted model, not a curated record. The coding region runs from base 410 to 1489 and encodes 359 amino acids. The transcript is spliced from 8 exons. Lineage: Eukaryota; Metazoa; Chordata; Lepidosauria; Squamata; Varanidae. Gene Ontology annotation, molecular function: iron ion binding; oxidoreductase activity.